Messenger RNA from Racocetra persica, 268 nucleotides. The record is from the annotation of a GenBank genome assembly. NCBI's taxonomy places the organism in Eukaryota, Fungi, Glomeromycota, Glomeromycetes, Diversisporales, Gigasporaceae.
GCUGUUACCUCCGGUGGAAAAUCCAAGGGAAUUCACCGCAAACUGACAAGUUCAUUUCGCUCGUUCUUACAAGAAGCAACAGGGUUUUAUUAUUCUUUUAUUCAGAGACUUGCUGCUCAUUUCGAGUUGAAGCAACUGGAUCCUAUCAUCCAAAAGUUUGGGCUAACAAUAGAACCCACCAAUGUUUCUCAACAUUCUUAUUCUGAUGAUAUUAAGCAGAAAGCUGUACUUAGUUGUCAUAAAAGUCUUAUAUUUCUCGGUGAUUUAG